AUGACGCGCCCCAAGGUCCCUGACGACAAGCGCCAGCGCACGGCUCAGGCCUGCGACUCGUGCAAGCGCCGGAAGCAAAAGUGCAAUGGCUUGAAACCCUGCCAAACCUGUAUUAGGAGAAAGUUGACUUGCUGCUACACGCCGAAUAAUGCUCCCGACCAUGUUGCGGACACUGCUGCGUCACCAACGAAACGGCGCCACAUCGAUACCUCCCCGCCCUCUAUACCUUCUGUCCUCGACGGCUCCGAGGGCACCUCCCCUCAGUCCCGCGACGCCAUGCAGACCUGGGAUCAAACGCCGACCGGCGAGCAGCAAAAUCAGCAGCAGCACCAGCACCCGAAGUCGGAAGACUCGUCCAUGUCGGGAAUGACAACACAGCCGCCCAUCUCGAUCCCCGUGCUCGACCAUGUUCGACAUGGUUCUUUGCACAACUUCAAGAAGCUCCCGAGCCGGAACAACGCCAAUGGACUAUCCGAAGAGACCAACAUCUACACCGAAACUCGGAUGUUGCAGGACCAGACGGGACGACUGCUCUACAUUGGAGAUGCGUCUACGCUGUCCAUCCUGCAGUUGAUCCGCAUCGUGGUCGAGAACACUGCUGGGUCGGAAAUGGGCUCUCCUUUCAUCGAUGAUCCUAAGAGGCAUCGGAUACUGGAAAGCAUCGCUGACUUCCCGGACAAUGUACGAAUCCCCGGCCCCCUGCCGGACAAGGAAACGGCCGAUAUUUUGAUAUCGUCGUACUUCACCAAUACGUGUGGCCUGAUUGAGGUCUUUGACAGGGGUUCGUUUCUGCGGCAGGUCGACGAGUGCUACCGAGACCCCCCGUCAACCCGGAACGACUUCCUCUGCAACCUGUAUAUGGUGCUUGCCGUCGGUUUGUUACUGGCAGCCCCUCCACCCGGAAGCCGGGAGGAAGUUGCCGUCCAGAAGCAACUUGCUGGACAGCCAAACAGGGCCGAGCUCUUCUUCCGGAGCGCACGAACCAUGUGCGACUCCGGAGCCGGGUUUGAGGAUGCCGACUUCUGGUCGAUCCAAGCGUUGACGUUGAUGACUAUCUACAUGCUUAUUCUCUCCAAAAGAAACAGGGCCUAUGUGUACUUGGGCAUGGCCGUGCGCUCGGCGUUCGCCUUGGGGUUGCAUCGGGAGGAGACCAUGCGAGAUGUCAUCUUCUCCCCGGUCGAGAUGAAGGUGCGGAGGAACCUGUGGAAGACCCUGUUCAUUCUCGACCGGUUCCUCGCCGCCUCGCUAGGAAGGCCGACCGCCAUAUCCGAGGACGAUUGCUCCUGCAAGAUCUUUGGCCGUGAUUCGUCUCAUCUUCCGACCAUGGGCGGAUCCGGGUUCGACCACGUCCACACCAGCAGCCUGGAUGCUUGUGUCGAGACGGCGCAUAUCAUCGGUGUCACCCUCAAGGUCUUCUCACGACGACGGAUCUCGACCGCCAAGGUCCAGGAAAUUAUCGACAUGUCCAGGGACUGGGAUCAAGCCUCGCGUGCCCAGUCUUUUCGGCGUCACUCGGCAGGAGGGCCUGCAAAUCCAGCCCACGGAGUGGCAUCGCUUCACGCCAGCCUCAUAUCCCUCCAUUCCCUUAUCCUCCUCACCCGACAGCUGUUUGUGAUGCAUAACUGGAUGCUUGUGGAGGAGCGCUCGGGCAUCAAGAAAUCGCCACAGAUCCGCGAAUCAGCGAUGGCGAGGUUCUCAGAGGCCUGCGUCGUGGCCUCGUACCGGACCAUUGAGAUUGCUCGGAGUGCCUGGGAAGACGGCUACCUCCCGCGGAGAAACCCCUUCAUCAUAUACUUCAUCUUCGUCGCCUGUCUUGUCAUCUGCAUGAACCAGUUCUCGUCACUGUACUACACGGAUGAGUACAGCGAGACGAUGCGUGAUGCCCUCAACAUUGUUGCCUACUGCGCCGAGACCGACCCACAAGCCGCGCGUGUUCUUGACAUUGUUACCCGAUUUUCGCAGGUCGUCACCAAAUGGACCAAGGACCACGCCUACCCAGCACCCCAGCUCUCGGACGAUUUCGGCUGUCUGUACACAUCCGCGCCUCGAUCGGGAGUCGGAUCCGAACCGACGCCCAUGGGUCCCAUUCUCAACCCGGAUAGUCAAUGGCGAAGCUCGUCCCAAACGGCAAGCGGGUCGGACCGCGGGCUUCUCACCCCACCAUCGCGGCCAAAGGUGCCGCUCCUCGACGUGCUCUCCUCGCAAGGGCCCGGCAUCUCCAUCGAAGCGAGGGUGAACGGCAUGACGCCGCCACAAGGCCAUAUCCCCUCCGCUACUCUCGUUGGUGGCCGGUCGAGCGUCUCGUCCCACUCGAUCCCCAGCUUCGAGCCUCACAGCGGGAAUUUCGAGUUUGAGUUUGAUGGGCUGUGGAAUAAUUUCAUCAACCAUCUGCCGCCCGUCUCUUCGGUGGCACCAAAUAUCAGCAGCCUUGCGCUGCAAUUCCCGCCACCUGUUGUUGGCGCGCCGACAGAACCUUAUGACAAACCUGGCUUUUGA
This is a messenger RNA of Dichotomopilus funicola, 2496 nucleotides long. Its product is annotated as fungal-specific transcription factor domain-containing protein. Bases 1 to 2496 code for a protein of 831 amino acids. Gene Ontology annotation, cellular component: nucleus. Gene Ontology annotation, biological process: DNA-templated transcription; positive regulation of transcription from RNA polymerase II promoter by galactose. Gene Ontology annotation, molecular function: DNA-binding transcription factor activity, RNA polymerase II-specific; zinc ion binding; RNA polymerase II cis-regulatory region sequence-specific DNA binding. The record is from RefSeq and is a predicted model, not a curated record. NCBI's taxonomy places the organism in Eukaryota, Fungi, Ascomycota, Sordariomycetes, Sordariales, Chaetomiaceae. The transcript has 7 exons.